Cotesia congregata is the source of this 1719-nucleotide messenger RNA. The record is from the annotation of a GenBank genome assembly. NCBI's taxonomy places the organism in Eukaryota, Metazoa, Arthropoda, Insecta, Hymenoptera, Braconidae.
AUGGUAAGGAAAAUACUUUCACGGGCAAAACCAGCCCUGUCAGAAAGCAGAAAGCCAGGAACGCGAAAAGAUGUUCCCAAGUUGGAAGAAUUUCUGGAAAAACGAGACUAUGCCGGUGCCUUGACAUUAGUUGAGUUCAAUAAAUCAAACAGCAAUAUCCAGGACACGGAUAUGUGGAUAGCGUAUUGUGCUUUUCAUCUUGGAGAUUACAAGAGAGCUACCAGCGUCUAUGAAAGCUUGAGAAGGAAAGGAAGAAAUGAUGUUGCUACUAAUUUAGCUUGCUGCUAUUUUUACUUGGGAAUGUAUCCAGAAGCUAAAGAAGUAUUAAAUGAUGCUCCUGAAAGUGGUUUAAAAACCCGAGUAAUGUUUCAUUUGACUCACAAGAUGAGCGAUGAAACCAAGCUCAAAGAGUACCAUGCUAAACUUAAAGAUGUUAUUGAAGACCAGUUGUGCCUAGCUUCUAUUCAUUAUCUUCGAGCUCAUUAUCAAGAAGCUAUUGAUAUUUAUAAAAAAAUUCUUCUUGAUAAUAGUGAGCACAUUCCUAAAUCCUCGAAAUUCAAUUCCCAGCGUCUGUUCCUUACCCUUCUUAAGAAACCAAGGGAUUAUAUGGCCUUGAAUGUUUAUGUAGCAUUGUGCUAUUAUAAACUAGACUACUACGAUGUAGCUCAAGAAGUCCUUCAAGUUUACUUGCAAAAGUACCCAGACAGUGCAAUUGCUAUUAAUUUAAAAGCAUGCAAUCACUUUCGUCUUUAUGACGGCACCACGGCUCAGACUGAAAUGAGGCAGUUGAUAGAAAAAACAACUUCUUCGUACAGUUUUGGACAUGAUUUAAUUCGUCACAAUAUUGUGGUAUUUAAAGACGGUGAAGGAGCAUUGCAAGUCUUACCAGGUUUAGUCGAUGUCAUACCAGAAGCCCGAUUGAACCUGGUAAUUUAUUAUUUAAAGCAGAAUGAAAUUCAAGAAGCUUAUGAACUGAUAAAAGAUCUAGAACCGGCAGUCCCACAAGAGUUUAUUCUAAAAGGAACAGUUUGCGCAGUAAUCGGACAGGAAACCAGUUCACGAGAUAUCAUUAAGACAGCUCAGCAGUAUUUCCAUUUGGUGGGUUCAUCAACUUCUGAAUGUGACACAAUACCGGGUCGUCAUUGCAUGGCAGCUUGUUUUUUUCUUCUUCGUCAAUUUGAAGAAGUUUUGGUCUAUUUAAAUUCUAUAAAAACUUAUUACACGAAUGAUGAUAGUUUUAAUUUCAACUAUGCACAAGCACAAGCGGCUGCGGGUUACUUCAAAGAAGCAGAGGAAGCAUUUCUACUGAUUCGAAGUGAACGAUUCAAGAAUGACUACGUUUAUAUAAGCUUACUGGCUUAUUGUUACAUUAUGAAUAAGAAAGCUCACAUUGCUUGGGAGCUCUAUUUAAAAAUGGACACAUCGACGCAAUCUUUUAAUCUUCUACAGUUAAUUGCAAAUACUUGCUACAAAAUUGGUGAAUUUUGGUAUGCUGCUAAGGCGUUUGAUAUGCUAGAACGUAUGGAUCCAUCACCAGAACAUUGGGAAGGCAAACGAGGCGCUUGUUGCGGAACUUUUCAAUUUAUUGUUGCUGAAAAACAACCCAAAGAGUUAUUAGUUGAAGUUAUUCAAUUGCUGAGAAACACAUCUAAUUCUCAAGUGGAACAAAUAAUUCGUGUUAUGAAAAAAUGGGGAAAAGACAAGAGGAUUCCUUGUUGA